Bradysia coprophila is the source of this 849-nucleotide messenger RNA. RefSeq lists its product as uncharacterized. Lineage: Eukaryota; Metazoa; Arthropoda; Insecta; Diptera; Sciaridae. The record is from RefSeq and is a predicted model, not a curated record.
CUAAGAAACGACAUCAAUGGCUGACAUGUCUAUUUAUUUCUUACUCGUAAUCGUUCUUUAUUCGGGAUCAAUUGAAACGUACUUUUUAAGCGACUACCUCGAUACCAAUCUACCAGACCGACUUAGUGAUCCAAUAGACGAAAAUUGGCAAGACAAACGAUCGGCUGAAAACGAGUAUCCCAUCUUUUCGAAUGAAUUUACUAAAAGCAAAAAGUCUACAGAUUUCGAUUACCGCGAUGGCAAUGUUGAAACACAUAGUGCUGAUGGUGAAAUAGGGACAGGCGAUACAUUCAAAAAACGGGAGAGUAAAAUCGGUAUCAAUGUUGAUGAGCCAUUCAGUGAGGCAGACAUUCGAAAAAUAUUUUCUCAGUUGUCCACAUCGGAUCGUCAAGAUUUCGAUGGCUUGAUGAACGGUGAAAGUCCAAAGAUUGAUGUUAACAAACGACACUUGUUGAAGCAAAAUUUUGAAAAUAGUUUCCACCUUAACAAGAGACACGAUGGAAAAAUGUGUAACGGGUUAGAAUGUGACGAAUACAAUCAAUUAGACAGGAUCAAACAACCAAUUUCGGAAGAAGACAGUUACGACAGCUGUCCAGAAAAAGUGAAUUCGAAAAGGAAAUCAAAAUUCAAACGAAGUCACAGUUUCCGCUCCACACCUCGCGAGAGUAUACUUCAAACGAAGAUUGACAUUUUGAAGGACAAUUAUAAACGAAGUCUCGAAAUGCGAUUGCUGGAGGACUCCGCGAAGAGACGGUACAGUAAAGCUAAACGGAAGCAAGAUAACGACAGACAAGGUCGCUAAAAAUUGAUUCUAUCGAAUAUUUGGCAAAUAAAUCGAAUAUUGAAACC